Messenger RNA from Glycine soja, 1341 nucleotides. Its product is annotated as transcription factor bHLH51-like. The record is from RefSeq and is a predicted model, not a curated record. The transcript has 2 exons. NCBI's taxonomy places the organism in Eukaryota, Viridiplantae, Streptophyta, Magnoliopsida, Fabales, Fabaceae. Gene Ontology annotation, biological process: regulation of DNA-templated transcription. The coding region runs from base 314 to 1141 and encodes 275 amino acids. Gene Ontology annotation, molecular function: DNA-binding transcription factor activity; protein dimerization activity.
UACUUCUCAUACAUACCAUUUUAUUUCUCAUUCAAAUUCUUACUCAGCACGGAUACUAAAUAAUGUUAGGCUAUUAGCUUAUUAAGUCAGGUCAGCUCAAUUAUAUUCUUUUACUCUUCAUAUUUUUCGUCCUUAUAAAGUCCAAGUUCGUUAGAUUUAGUGGAGGGAAAAAAAUUUCUUGGUGAAGUGACUGACAGGUACAACCAAAAUCGAUUUUCAUUUUGACCCAUGAAAGGGUAUUGGUUAUCUCACCAGUCACCAUCAAGAUAAGAAGAAGAUCGACCAUUAUUAGUGCAACAAACAGUAACUAGGGAUGGGAGAUAAAAGGCUCAGAAAUCAUGGAAGAAACUUUAGAAUGGUUUCCAUUGUGACUAUGGAAAAUUACUAUGAUUCUGGCUGGCACAUGGGCAACAGCAGCUGGGCUCAAUGCAGUGAUCAUUCUUCUUCUUCCUUUGCAGUGCCUAUACAAAUACUCCCUCAUCAUGUCACUGACUCUGCCUCUCUUCAGUUUGGUGAGUUUCAUUCAUGGCCACUUCCCAUUGAAGGGGCUGCAGAAGAAAGAGCAAUAAGUGCUUCCAAGAGUCACAGCCAAGCAGAGAAAAGGCGCAGAGACAGGAUCAACGCACAGCUUGCAACUCUCAGAAAACUUAUUCCCAAGUCAGAUAAGAUGGACAAGGCAGCUUUACUAGGGAGUGUGAUAGACCAAGUGAAAGAUCUAAAGCGAAAAGCCAUGGAUGUUAGCAGAGCCUUCACAGUUCCAACAGAAAUUGAUGAAGUAUCAAUUGACUAUGACCAUGUUCAAGACGAAAGCUGCACUAAAGUGAACAAACAGAAGGACAAUAUUGUGAUCAAAGCUUCUGUUUGCUGCGAUGAUCGACCAGAACUGUUCCCUGAACUCAUCCAAGUCCUCAAAGGCUUGAGACUCACAGCAGUUAAAGCUGACAUAGCCAGUGUUGGUGGCAGAAUCAAAAGCAUAUUGGUGCUUUGUUCUAAGGAUAGAGAAGACAGUGUUUGCCUUGCCACUCUCAAACAGUCCCUCAAAUCUGCUGUCACCAAAAUUGCUUCAUCAUCCAUGGCUUCUAGUUGCCCCGCUAGAAGUAAGAGGCAGAGAUUCUUCUUGCCUUCUCACUGCCUACAGUAAUUUAUUAUUGCAAAAAAUAUUUUUUUUCCCCACUAUUCAUUGCAGUGUGGGGCAAUUAUUUGCUUUAUUUUCAAUAUAUAUAUAUAGAUUCCCCAUUAGGAAGAUAAAAUCAUGAAAUAUUAGUUUUGUGCAACCAAUUAAGGCAAAGUUAAAUUGAAGGGAAAGGAAGCAAAGCAAAGUAUGAGUAAAAUGUUAAGAAA